Molecule: messenger RNA, 792 nt
Organism: Capronia epimyces CBS 606.96
Lineage: Eukaryota; Fungi; Ascomycota; Eurotiomycetes; Chaetothyriales; Herpotrichiellaceae
Exons: 2
Coding region: 1-792 (263 amino acids)
Biological process (GO): poly(A)+ mRNA export from nucleus
Cellular component (GO): nucleus
Source: RefSeq, a predicted model, not a curated record
AUGGUGGACUACGCAAAGAAAACAGUGGUGGAGUUGCAAGAGAUCCUCAAGUCACGGAAUCUCUCACAUACCGGGAAAAAAGCAGAGCUGAUUGCGCGUCUCAACGAGGCCGACAAAGCAGCAGAGGCAAAUGAUCCAGCCGAAGCCCCUCCAGCCGAGUCCACGAGUGCGCCGCCCGAACAGCAAAUCGAGCCAGCAGCGCCACAGGACAGCGAAAAUCCAGCAGUAACAGAGACCGCACCGGUACAGUCCCAAGUCGACGCGACAGCGUCGCCCUCAGCAAACACGGAUACUGCCCUUGCGAACUCGGCCUCUUAUGCUCUAAAUUUGCCCCAAUCAGACAUCGAUGCUGAAUUGGCCAGACGCAAAGCUCGCGCCGAACGGUUCGGCACCGGCGCAGCCACAGCAAAUGGAGAAACGGGAACUGCAGGUACAGAGAACGCAGAUGAUGAGGCGCAAAAGGCAUUAGAACGGGCAAAGCGCUUCGGCACAGGUCAGACAGCGGUGGGGAAGCUGGACGAAGCCUUGCCUACUGAGCCUGAACGUCGGUCAAGGAAACGGAACAGGACAGAAGAAAGCAGCGCCCUGGACGAUCCAGCCCUCAUCAGAGGCUUCGGUGGGCGUGGUAGAGGAAGGGGAGGGAGACUCCACGGCAGAGGUGGGCGGGAUAAUUCACGGAGAAGAACAGGAGAGAAGCCCCGGGGUGUUAGUAAACAAUCGGGUAUCUUUUCCAGCGAAGCGGAUCGUCUGGCUGCGGAGACGAGGAAGAAGAGGUUUGCUUCGGCAUCAUGA